AUGUCAGGUCCAGAAACUGAUGCCCAAUUACAUUUCACUGCUAUCAAAAAAUAUUUCGGGCUUCACACUUUAACAGGGAGAAUGAAUUGUGUACUGGCCACAUACGGAGGUAUUGCUUUGAUAGUCUUAUAUUUCAAGUUAAGGUCUAAAAAAACUCCAGCUGUGAAAGCAACAUAAACGGA
Molecule: messenger RNA, 182 nt
Organism: Balaenoptera musculus (blue whale)
Lineage: Eukaryota; Metazoa; Chordata; Mammalia; Artiodactyla; Balaenopteridae
Product: ATP synthase membrane subunit DAPIT, mitochondrial-like
Exons: 2
Coding region: 1-177 (58 amino acids)
Source: RefSeq, a predicted model, not a curated record